AUGACAACAUUUGACUUCUCGGACAUAGAGGCGUUUUUGGACUGCCAUCCAGAUCUGUUCGAGGAGUAUCUCGUCCGAAAGGCGAAAUGUGAUCAGGUAACCAGGUGGCUGAAGGAGCACCAGCCGUCGAAAGUGCCCACAGCCGAGGAGAGGCGCGGCGCUGCCAGGGACCCGCUGGACCCGCUCUGGCCGACGAACCCGGACGGGCUCCGGCGCAGGUCGUCCCACAUGGAGCUGCGACGGAACUUCGCACGCUCCAAAGCCACCACCGCACACCGGACCUACGACGAGCAUGUGAGCCUGAGCGAACACGAGUCCCAGUCCAGCAUGAGGCGCCGUGCGCUCCUGCGUAAAGCCAGCUCCCUGCCUCCGACCACGGCGCACAUCCUGAGCGCCCUGCUCGAGUCCAGGGUCAGCGUGCCUCAGUACGCGUCCAGCGCCAUCGACUACAAGUACAGACUGAAAGAAACCAACGAGAGGGAGUUUUUCCUGGAGCUGGUGAAGGACAUCUCCAACGACCUGGACCUGACAAACCUCAGUUACAAGAUCCUGAUCAACGUGUGCAUCCUGGUGGACGCGGACAGGUGCUCGCUCUUCCUCGUUGAGGGGCCCGCGCACAAGAGGACUCUGGUGUCCAAGUUCUUUGACGUGCACUCGGGCACCACUGUCAGACCGUCCUCCAGCACACUCAACUCCAACGAGGUGCAGGUGGCGUGGGGAAAGGGAAUCAUUGGAUACGUGGCCGAGCAUGGGGAGACUGUGAACAUCUCAAACGCAUAUGAGGACCACCGCUUCAGUGAUGAGAUAGACAAGCUAACGGGCUAUAAGACGCAAUCCAUCCUCUGCAUGGCCAUCUGCAACAGCGACGGAGAAGUCAUCGGUGUUGUGCAAGCAAUCAACAAAAACCCCAUCGGCACUCCCUUCACCGAGGAUGAUGAGAAGGUACUGCAGAUGUAUCUACCAUUCUGUGGAAUAUCGAUCUCCAAUGCCAAGUUGUUUUCAGAGUCUCGCAAGGAGUAUGAGAGGAGUAGGGCUCUGCUGGAGGUGGUCAACGACCUGUUCGAGGAGCAGACCGACCUGGAGAAGAUUGUCAGGAAGAUCAUGCAGCGAGCGCUCACCCUGCUGCAGUGUGAACGCUGCUCCGUGCUUCUCCUCGAAGACAUCGACUCACCCGUUGUGAAGUUCUCCAAGACCUUUGAGCUCAUGUCUCCGUUGUGCAACAUGGACCAUGACAUCAGCAUGGAGAAGCUAUCGUGCUCUGAUUGGCUGAUCAAUAACAGCAUUGCUGAGCUGGUGGCUUCCACAGGACUGCCUGUUAACAUCAGCGACGUAUGUCAGGACCCACGCUUUGAUGCAGAGGCGGAUCAGGCUUCAGGGUUUCACAUCAGAUCAGUGCUCUGUGUGCCUAUCUGGAAUCGAACUCAUCAGAUAAUCGGCGUCGCACAAAUUCUGAAUCGCCUGGACAGAAAGACCUUCAACGAUGCAGACCAGAGACUGUUUGAGGCAUUUGUGAUAUUCUGUGGACUUGGAAUAAACAACACUAUGAUGUACAACCAAGUUAAGAAGACGUGGGCCAAGCAGUCUGUAGCACUGGAUAUGCUCUCUUACCAUGCAACCUGCUCCAAAGUAGAAGUUGACAGACUCAAGGCAGCUAAGAUCCCCCUGAGCAGUGAGUUAGGCAUUGACGAGUUUCACUUCAACGACUUCUCAUUGGACAAUGACGCCAUGAUCACCGCAUCACUCCGGAUGUUUCUGGAGCUUGGCGUUGUCCAAAAGUUUAAGAUUGACUAUGAGGUACUGUGUCGCUGGCUUCUGACUGUGAGGAAGAAUUAUCGAACUGUGGCCUAUCAUAACUGGAGGCACGCCUUCAAUGUGUCGCAGUGCAUGUUCGUUAUGAUCACAACAGCCACUUUCCAGGAUGUCCUGUCAGACGCAGAAAUACUGGCAUUGAUGGUUGGCUGUCUGUGUCAUGACUUGGACCACAGGGGCACCAACAAUGCUUUUCAAGCUAAGACAGGUUCUGCUUUAGCCCUGCUCUACGGGACGUCAGCCACCUUGGAGCAUCAUCACUUCAACCAUGCAGUCAUGAUCCUACAAAGUGAGGGUCACAAUAUCUUUGCAAACCUCUGCUCUAAAGAGUACAGCAACAUGAUGCAACUAUUGAAGCAGGCUAUUCUCUCCACAGACCUUACUCUGCACUUUGAGCGCAGAACCAAGUUCUUUGAGUGUGUUCUGUCUGGAGAAUUCAGCUGGACAGAUGAAGGACACAGAGAAGUUCUCAGGUCCAUGCUGAUGACAGCGUGCGAUCUAGGCGCAGUCACUCGUCCUUGGAAGAUUUCCAAACAGGUUGCAGAGCUGGUGACGAGUGAAUUCUUUGAACAAGGUGACAGAGAGAGGUCUGAGCUUAAGUUGACCCCAGCAGCCAUAUUUGACCGCAAUCGUAAAGAUGAACUACCUGCCUUACAGCUGGAGUGGAUAGAUGGGAUAUGUAAACCCCUUUACCAGGCACUGCUGAAGCUCAACAGGAAGUUGCAGCCAAUGGUUGAUGGGAUUGACGCCAACCGAAAUAAGUGGCAGGACCUCUGCUCGUCCUAUCAGCAGACGCGCAGAGCCUCUAUCUCCAAUCAGAGUGCUGAUUCAGAUCAGAGUCCUGAGCCCCUUGAAGAUGCAGAAACCAGUCAACACCCAGACUCAGGAGAGACGCUAAAACCAACUGAAAUCACCAAGUUUGGGGCUAAGUGCAGUCAUGAUGUGAGAACCAGAGUUAAUGACAAACCAGCAACAGCUGACAACGCAGCAUCUGCAAGGAAGAAGUAAAAGCAAGCCAGGUGUUAUGUGCAGUAUAGGUUGAUCCAUUUAACGGCUCACGUGGGACUCUUCCCAUUUCCUGUGAUUUUCUAACACAUGCACUACCUGAACAAGAUUUUUUUUAAAAAUCUGAGUAAAUGAAACGCGGGUUACCAUCUGUUGAGCACAUUGUUUGUGUCACUGUGUUAAACUCAGGAGCGUGAAUAAUUCCAAUUAUGAAACUGUAUUUGAAGGCCUAUCUAUCUAUCUAUCUAUCUAUCUAUCUAUCUAUCUAUCUAUCUAUCUAUCUAUCUAUCUAUCUAUCUAUCUAUCUAUCUAUCUAUCUGGAAGCCUUUCAUUACCGACAUGUAAAAGAGACGAGAGAUUACUGUUGAAACCAAAGAGGGCCAGUUAUCACUGUAAUGUUUUGUAAUGGGAACUGCCUCAAACCAUGAGCCCAUUGGAAUGCCUUUGCAAAACAAAAAGGAAUCACUGUGAUUUCUCUCCGUCACGUAAAUUGUGUCACAAAAUUGCCAUUUUGAAUGUAGACUGGUGGAACAUGAUCAUGUUCCUGAAUGUUUCUCACUGACUGGCUGUCUUACCUCAGUUGCAAAUCCUUUGGCUGCAUGGCAUUAUUUCUAACAUUUGUAGCUUGACCGAACCUUCAGCCGUCAUCUUGCUCAGCGCACUGCAUGUAUGUGUCAUAAUGGUGAUGUACAUUGCCACAUGAAAACCUUGAGGCAGAUAGAGAAGU
Molecule: messenger RNA, 3541 nt
Organism: Acanthopagrus latus (yellowfin seabream)
Lineage: Eukaryota; Metazoa; Chordata; Actinopteri; Spariformes; Sparidae
Gene: pde11al
Product: phosphodiesterase 11a, like
Exons: 20
Coding region: 1-2817 (938 amino acids)
Biological process (GO): signal transduction
Molecular function (GO): protein binding; 3',5'-cyclic-nucleotide phosphodiesterase activity
Source: RefSeq, a predicted model, not a curated record